AAGAAAAACGUACUACUCGUUUAAAUCCACGCGCUGAUCAACUGGUCAAAGCCGUCUUGCAACGUAAAGGAAUGAACUCAUUCGAUGAACUGCUUUUUAAGGGUGAAAAGCAAAGAACUCGGAAGAAAUAAGUAUUAUAAAAAUCGGUAGGCGUACACAAGACUUAUUUAAAGAAACUGCCCUCUGCUUCGUACACUGAUAUUUCAACAUGGGAACAAACCCAAGAUGUAUUAAUGCCGGAAGAUUUACGAGCGUUUUAUACAUCAUCAAACGGUUUCAUAUUCGAAUGGACCUAUACGCUGACAGGAGAUUGUCACAAAGACAAAGUAAGCGGUGCAAUUAAAAUCAAUCCGCUUCAACAUCUUGUACCAAUAUUUGGUUUUGAAACGUCGCAGGACCCUGGGGUGAAAUUGGACACAGAACGCUAUCAAAUUAAAUUAUCAAUCGAGAGUCGACUAUUUAUAAUAGAUACAGUGCCAGACAGAGGACAUGUAGUUUUGGUAUAUUUAUUCCCAAAAUAUGUCCCUACGAUUUGGUUAUUAACAUCAAAUAUGACGUUACAUUUUCUAGCAAACGAUAUAGCGACAUAUUUACGUAUGGCUGUGUCUCACUUAGGUAUACCUAAUUGGCAAAUGAUCUACACACCAAAUGGAGUGCCUCAGUGGACAGAGAACUUGUUCAGAAUGUUGGCGCCACACUUGUUGCCUUUAAGUAAGACAAUAGAGAGCACAAAUCGUGAGCAGGAAGAAGAAAAAAAUGACAACUGUUCGGAGGUUCCAAUUAAUAAAUUGGAUCCCAAUUUAUUUAAACUUCUUCCACGUACAGCAAUUCCAGUAUUAAUUCGUAGUGUUACUAGUCCGCAGCCAGAAAAGACGGCGACGCGAAAGAAGGCUUAUAAACAGGCAGAUCAAACGCAUAAGCCCCGCACGAGAAUGUUACGAAAACCUUUGUAUUAUGUUAAGAAAAAUUCCAAGUAAAAUUAUUUAUCAGUCUACACAUAAGACUAUUACCAUAUCUAUCAUGCUUUUUAUUAUUUGUAUCUGUUGUGUAAUUAUAUAUUGUUAUUGUUUCUA
This is a messenger RNA of Photinus pyralis (common eastern firefly), 1073 nucleotides long. RefSeq names its product tubulin polyglutamylase complex subunit 2-like. The transcript has 5 exons. Gene Ontology annotation, biological process: protein polyglutamylation. Lineage: Eukaryota; Metazoa; Arthropoda; Insecta; Coleoptera; Lampyridae. The record is from RefSeq and is a predicted model, not a curated record. The coding region runs from base 234 to 977 and encodes 247 amino acids.